This is a messenger RNA of Rubroshorea leprosula, 964 nucleotides long. The record is from the annotation of a GenBank genome assembly. Lineage: Eukaryota; Viridiplantae; Streptophyta; Magnoliopsida; Malvales; Dipterocarpaceae.
ACAAAAACACAAGAUUCAGGGUAAAAAAUUAUGCAGAUGAAAUUGUUGUUGUGGAUGGUGGUGAUGAUGGUCAUAUUGCCAUCUUCCACCGUUACGGUAAGUUCAAAUAUUUCUUUAGAAAACUGCCCACAAACAUGUGGAAACGUUAGCGUUCCUUUCCCUUUUGGAUUUGGCCGUCCUGAAUGCGCCAAAAACUCAUCCUUCCUGCUUGAAUGCAACCAGAGCAGCAGCCUCUUGUAUGGCAACAUUACAAUUAACAACAUAUCACUGCAAGACGGCACCAUCACCGGACUCAUUAACGCUGUUGCCUACUAUUGCUACAACCAGAGCGGUCGUUAUUUUGGUAACUUCCAGCAGCAUAUCAGACUCGACAGAUGGCCGCUCAUCAUAUCCCCCACCUACAACAAGUUUAUUGGCUUGGGCUGCCAGAUGAUGGCCAAGAUAUCCGGCGGAGAAGGAACGAUCGGAAGUGCGUGCUUGUCCUUGUGCCAUGACCAUACCGAUAUCAGGGACGACGGUUCUUGCUCUGGUUUCGGAUGUUGCCAGACCUCCAUCCCCAAGCACCUCGACCAAGUGAACAUUUCGGUUGGUGGUUCUGGUAACAGAAGCAUCCGGAAAUUCAGCCCCUGCAGUUAUGCUUUUGUGGUUGAAAAUUCCUUCAAUAUAUCGAAAAUAGACUUCCUUGGUUACCGGGAAACUGUUCCACUGCAGCUGCCUGUGGUGUUUGAAUGGGUGAUCGGAGAUCACCAGGGCUGCCAAGAUUGUUGCGGCCUUAAUACUGAAUGCUCUUACUCCGACACUGGGGGUGGAUUUCGUUGUUUGUGCAAGCCAGGGUUCACAGGAAAUCCCUACCUCCCACUUGGAUGUCAAGAGUGACAUACUUAAGGGUGGAACCCAUAAGUGUACCACGCUUGGAACCAAGUUAACUUUUCAAAUCGAAUAAAAAUAAAUAAAAUCUGUUAAU